This is a messenger RNA of Caenorhabditis remanei, 984 nucleotides long. RefSeq lists its product as uncharacterized. NCBI's taxonomy places the organism in Eukaryota, Metazoa, Nematoda, Chromadorea, Rhabditida, Rhabditidae. The coding region runs from base 1 to 984 and encodes 327 amino acids. Gene Ontology annotation, molecular function: DNA binding. The record is from RefSeq and is a predicted model, not a curated record. The transcript has 4 exons.
AUGGCGGAGGCUACCGAAAAUCCAUCUGUGUCGGAGCCUGUCAAACCUGAAUUGUGGAAAACUGUCACUGAGCCGAGUAAAGUCAUCGAAACGUACUAUUCGGAAGGAAAUUUCUAUCACGAUGUUCAUAUUGAAGAGUUGGCAACUCUAGCGAACACUUCUCAUAAAAAUGUGCGAGACACGCUCUCCCGUCUCCGCAAAAAGGACGAGAAAGCUGGAAAAUUUGUUCCAGCAGCGCCACGUCAACAAUACGAAUUCUCGGAUGAGCAGAGAAAGAUGUUGGAAGACGCAUUCAAUGGAGAAUUCGACUAUGGGAACAAAAUGUCAACGGAGGCGACAAGAGCGCUCGCAAUGGAAGCGAAAUUGACGGUGAAGCAGGUGAACAAUUGGUUCUGUAACCAGCGACGAAAGCGAGAUGGAAGAAGCGCCGAGAAGGAUAAGAAGAGAAGAGAGAAAAUGAAAUUGGAGCGAUUGAGCAAGGGUCUCGGGCGCCCAAACAUCUUCUCAGCGGAAGACUUGCAAAUGUUCUCUCAAUACUAUAUUGCUGCUGGAAUGGCUGCAAUGAACGGACAGAAAUUCAAAGUUCCCUAUGGAGAACUGGCGGAAAAGACGCAGAUCGAUCGAAAGAAGAUUCGGGAUUGGUUUUCGAAGAAGAAGGCGAAGGAGAAUAAGCUGAAGAACAUGGAUAAUGUAGAGAAUGAGGAGGACGAAGGGGAGGAAUCAGAUGAGUCGGUGAAAGAAGAGGAUUGUUCGAAUGCCUCGUACACUUCUUCUAACAACGAUACCGAAAUGGCGGAGGUUGAUGAGCAAGCUGAGGAACAGGAAAAACAAGAGGAAGAAGUGAAGGAAGAAGAGGACACGGAAGAGAAGCCUGCAGAACCUGAGCAGCCUCAAAGUUCUGCGGCGAGUGCUCCUGCUCCAGAUUCCAAUAAUGUCUCGAGAUCUCUGAAAGAAAUCCUUGAAACUCUAUUCGUAAAGCCGUAA